Trematomus bernacchii (emerald rockcod) is the source of this 2440-nucleotide messenger RNA. RefSeq names its product serine/threonine kinase 11 (gene stk11). The record is from RefSeq and is a predicted model, not a curated record. Gene Ontology annotation, cellular component: cytoplasm; nucleus. Bases 814 to 2142 code for a protein of 442 amino acids. Gene Ontology annotation, biological process: DNA damage response; positive regulation of vesicle transport along microtubule; regulation of Wnt signaling pathway. Lineage: Eukaryota; Metazoa; Chordata; Actinopteri; Perciformes; Nototheniidae. Gene Ontology annotation, molecular function: ATP binding; protein serine/threonine kinase activity; protein kinase activator activity. The transcript has 11 exons.
ACGUACAGGCUGCUGUCAGUGCGAGUCGGGGGGAGGUAAACAAGAUGGCGACAACCUGAGUAGCAAGAGUAACAUGAAGAGACAGAAAAUGAAUCUGAUAUACUGAGAGACCCAAUUCAACCGAUUGAUUUACCCAGGACUGAUUCACAAAGAAGAAAAUAAAACAAGAUCGAUCCGGAACCAGGCACCGUGGUGGCAUGGAGGACACCUGAGGACGGUUGGACACAUUGGAUGGCUCAGUCGACCUCCAGGAGCCGGGCUGAUACUGCUGCAUGAGAUUGGCUGUAGCUCUGUGCUUGGAUCCAGUCCAACUGUACACACACACACACUUAUGUAUCCUGAGGAAUCUUAUGCUAUGAAGCAUGGACCUUUGACAGAAAUGCUGUGCUGUAUGGCCUUGAAGCAGGACUUGUUGCCUUUACCUUAGGCUAUAUGGUAUUAUAUUCAUUUAGAAGUGAUUUAGAGCUAAGCAGAAUUCACUAAUUUCUGAUCAACUAUACUUGUCACCUACGUAGUACAGAAUGCACAGUAUAAAGCACUAACUUGGCACUGGACCCAACAGGAUCUUCACACAUAUUCUCACCUCUUGAGAGAAAAGAGCCCUAAUGUUUACAAAUUGGGAUUGAUCCCCCACCUCCUCCCUCAGGACUCUUCUCUCUCCCAUAUUCAGUAUUUUGUAGUUGAUCUUUAUUCCAUUUUCUGGAAUUGAGACACUCUGCUCAGUGCAGAAAGGUUACCAGUGGAUUACUCUCCAGCAGCAAUCAAAGCUAUUUGCAAACGUUUUUGCACAGGAGGCUUAAGUAACUGUCAGUCAUGAGUCUUGGCGAGCUGCAUCAUCUUGACUAUCUUGAUCUAACUGAAAGUGAACUGAUGGAGAUGGAUACUUUCAUCCACCGCAUCGACUCUACAGAGGUGAUCUACCAGCCACGGAGGAAGAGGGCCAAGCUGAUAGGAAAGUACUUGAUGGGGGAUCUGCUAGGGGAGGGAUCUUAUGGUAAAGUGAAAGAGAUGCUGGACUCGGAGACACUUUGUCGCAGGGCUGUCAAAAUACUGAAGAAGAAGAAGCUGAGGAGGAUUCCCAAUGGAGAAGCCAAUGUGAAAAAGGAGAUUCAGCUGCUAAGAAGACUCCAACACAAGAAUGUGAUUCAGUUGGUGGACGUGCUCUACAAUGAAGAGAAGCAGAAAAUGUAUAUGGUGAUGGAGUAUUGCGUUUGUGGGAUGCAAGAAAUGCUGGACAGUGUCCCCGAAAAAAGGUUUCCAUUAUUUCAAUCUCACGGGUACUUUUGCCAACUCUUAGAUGGCCUUGAAUAUUUGCACAGCCAGGGAAUAGUUCACAAAGACAUUAAACCAGGGAAUCUGCUGCUGACCACAGACGGGGCACUAAAGAUCUCCGACCUGGGAGUAGCAGAGGCCCUUCACCCAUUUGCAGAGGAUGACACAUGUCGCACCAGUCAGGGCUCUCCGGCCUUCCAGCCCCCAGAGAUCGCCAACGGACUGGACACCUUUUCAGGGUUUAAAGUGGACAUUUGGUCUGCUGGAGUAACACUAUACAACAUUACAACAAGUCUGUAUCCAUUUGAGGGAGACAACAUCUAUAAGCUAUUUGAGAACAUUGGAAAAGGAGACUACACUGUUCCCGAGGAGUGUGGACCCCUCCUGUCGGACCUGCUGCAAGGAAUGCUCGAGUACGACCCUGCGAAGAGGUUUUCCAUACAGCACAUAAGGCAACAUAACUGGGUGCGUAAGAAACACCCUCCGACUGAGCCCCCCGUGCCCAUCCCUGCCAACGCAGAGAGCAGGGAUCCCUGGAGGAGUAUGACGGUGGUGCCCUACCUGGAGGAUCUGCACGGCUACACCGAGGAGGACGAUGACGAGCUCUAUGACCAAGAGGAUGAGAUCAUAUACACUCAGGACUUCACGGUGCCAGGUGAGGGACAAGUGGAGGAGGAAGAUGUGUACGAGGGGCAUGCAGACCACAGUCCAGCUCUGGCCAAGCCAGCGUGUGUGAACGGGACAGAGGGGGGGUCUCUGAACAGCAAGGCCAAAGCCGAACGCCGAUCCUCCUCUUCAUCAAACCCCUCUCGUAAAGGAGUCUCCACAGCCAGCAAGAUCCGCAAGCUCUCCACCUGCAAACAGCAAUGACCCCCUCCUCUUCCUCCCUCGGCAACAACCCUCCUGGUUGAUCUGUCCCCGUCCUUCUGUGUCCGGAGUCCUCACCGUUGUGACAGAAACCUGCUGACGUUAACGCCCUCCCCCCUCCUCGGACCCCCGGCCUGCAGAGUCUUCUGAAGAUGCGGUAUGAGCGACGGGGAGGAGGAGGACAGCAUGAAAUGUUCUUUUUGCUCUGAGACUGAGGCACUGGCUGUGAAGAUGAUGUUUUUUUUUCUCCCAUAUGUUGGCUCCUUAUAACUCUUGUCAUCCAGUUCUGUCACCCCCCCCC